GUGUGAUCAGUUUGCUCGGGCUAUUUUUUUUUUUUUGCCGCCGAGGUUCCAUCUUUAAGCGAUUUAAUCCCAACCUUGAAUUUUUUUUUUUUAAAUUGUCGCGUUUCCAAAGUAUAAUAUUUAGAAAUCGGUAUUUUAUGAGGCAGUCGAUCUUUGCUUUCUUAUUUUUUCUGCGGCUAGCCUUACUUUUGCAGUCUCUUAGCUAUCGAGAAUAAUUUCCGCAUCCAUGCCGAACUACGACGAGAGAAUGAAAAUAUUCGUCGGUAAUGUCGACGACCGGACAACGCAGGAGGAGAUCACGGAGCUAUUCGAACGCUACGGCACGGUCGUCAACUGCGCCGUCAUGAAGCAAUACGCCUUUGUCCACAUGCGCGGGGCAGAGGAGGCCACGAAGGCCGUCGAAGACUUGAAUGGCCGCGAGCUUAAUGGCAAAAAGAUGUUGGUAGAGCUGUCUAAGCCCCGGCCUCAAAACACUUGGAAAAUAUUCGUGGGGAACGUGAGUUCCUCCUGCGAAGGCUCAGAAAUCCGCAAAAUCUUCGAGGAAUACGGGAGGGUGGUGGAAUGUGACAUAGUAAAAGAUUAUGCGUUCGUUCAUAUGACGAGAGAAAGUGAAGCUAGGGCUGCUAUUGAGGCUUUGAAUGGAAAGGAAAUUAAAGGAAAGAGGAUUAAUGUGGAAAUGUCUCACAAAGUCCAGCGAUCAGGGACUUCAAAUGGUAGUUCCCAUGGUAGACGCCGAACAGAUGAUCGCGAAGCACCACAGAGUCGCGAGUCGUACAACCACAGAAGAGCCACUGAAGCAGCCUAUGCCUCUUAUGCCCUUAAGUCUGGUUAUGAACGAUAUGCACCAGAAUCCUCUCGUUACGACCUUUACGAAAGCAGACCCCGUCCACCAUCACCACUGUAUUAUGCAAGGGACAGGAGUCCGAUGCGUCGAUCAGACUACGCUUUAUCACAGACUGCUGCCUUAGCAUCAAAGUACCGUUCUGAGCUAGCAGGUUAUGGGAACCUGGCUUCUGGUUAUUCAGGCCAGGCUUCUGCGUUGGCCUCUUAUGCUAACCAGGCCUCUGCAUUGGCUUCUUCCUACAGUAGCCAAAGAGCUUACAGUGGUUCUUCUGGAUAUGGCACAGAUCAAAUGGGCUCUUACAGUACCCAGCCUUCUGCCUACAGUAAUCAAGGAUCCUCCAUCUAUGGUACACAGUCGGCUUCCCUGGCGUCGUCCUAUGGCAGCCAGCCUUCACAUAUGUCUGCUUCCCCUUAUGCUUCAUCUGUAGUGCCCAGCGCCUAUCGUCAGCAGCAGGCUGCUGCCUAUGACACCACCGCACUUGCCUCUCUUGGUCAACAAUCUAUGACUUCCACCAAUCCGAUGUAUGAACGCACCCGUCUCUCCCCGCCGCGGACCUCAAUAGCUGACAGCUACAAAAGUUCAGCUGACAUUCAAAGGUAUGCUACAGACCGCCGUUUUACCGACUUAUCCGAUUACCGCCGUAUAUCUGAAUUGUCUGCUGCCUACCGCCAAUCUCCUCCCAGCUCUGCACUGGACUACCGCCGCCCGGAAUCUCAGUCUGAUUAUGCAUUGAAUGAUUUCUUUCGUUCAGCUCAGCUUCAUGCUGGCUACCCCCGCCGUUUAUAAUGUGCGCUUAGUGCUAGUUGUACAAAUUGAAUAUCAAAGCAAUCUCAUAAUUUCUUUAGUGUGUUUGUCUAAGCUUCAGCUUUAUACACUUUUUAUAAACAAUGUUAUCUUGCUGAAUGCAUUUAAAACCAAUAACUAUAUAAAUCUUGUUAAUUUUCUUUCAUCAAUGUUCGAUUUUCAGUCUCUGAGAACCUUUAAUGCUAGUGUGCACAACUGAACCACGGAUUACAGGUACAUUGCUAACCCUCCCUCCCCCCCCCAUCUGCAAAUUUAAACAUCCUAUCCGCAACCAUACAUUUCCUACUCACUUAGAGUGUGCUGUAACAUUCACCACAGUUUAUGUUCAAACAUCCAUCUAUUUAUUGUCCCCCUGAAGUUAAGGAUGCUUGAUCCGUCUGUGUUUUGUGACUGCUUUGUGACCGAUAUUUUCGAAUACUAGACAUUAGCAAACUAGUAUACAAAUUCUUUACCCAUUAAUCCCUUUGUAAGGUGUCAUUUGAAAGGGAAGUUUACCUUUAAAUUCACUUUUACAUAAAGAUCCACAUUACUUAAAGCAAUACUGACACGUUCCUAUAAAAAUCAUAGAAACGUGUCAGUAUCAAGUAGUUGCUGCACCCGCAAUAGUUCUCCUGAUUUUUAUAGGAAUGUGUUCUUCUGUUUUCUUGUGUAAGAGAAAUAAGUAAGUUACAGGGACUUUAAAAAUGCAUGCUGUUGUAUAUUAAACAAUAUAACCAUAAAGUACUCCAUAAACAAUGUAACCAUAAAGUGUUCCAUGCUCAAUCCCAGGAGAUAAUAGAACCGCAUAAGAGUAACUUUCACUGACAAACUUUACAAACACACUUUUAUUUGCAGGAUAGAAACAGUUUAUUAUCCACCAUUGUUAAUUUCUUGAAGUUUUUGUGUGCACCACUUUUUUUUUUUCUGUAAUGUUAGCUGUAUAAUAUAUGCUGCAGAAUGCUUUACUCACUGUUUUUUGCGUUUUUGUUUUGGGUAGGCCUGUUUUUUGUUUUUUUUUUAAACUACUUAUAAAUAAAGUGGUUGAAAUUGC
This is a messenger RNA of Xenopus laevis (African clawed frog), 2678 nucleotides long. It is a transcript of the gene rbm14.L, whose product is annotated as RNA binding motif protein 14 L homeolog. Gene Ontology annotation, biological process: gene expression; centriole assembly. The record is from RefSeq and is marked provisional. NCBI's taxonomy places the organism in Eukaryota, Metazoa, Chordata, Amphibia, Anura, Pipidae. Gene Ontology annotation, cellular component: cytoplasm; nucleus. Gene Ontology annotation, molecular function: nucleic acid binding; mRNA binding; RNA binding.